Messenger RNA from Drosophila albomicans, 1211 nucleotides. It is a transcript of the gene Tpi, whose product is annotated as triosephosphate isomerase. The record is from RefSeq and is a predicted model, not a curated record. Gene Ontology annotation, biological process: glycerol catabolic process; gluconeogenesis; glycolytic process. Bases 290 to 1036 code for a protein of 248 amino acids. The transcript is spliced from 3 exons. Gene Ontology annotation, cellular component: cytosol. Gene Ontology annotation, molecular function: triose-phosphate isomerase activity. Lineage: Eukaryota; Metazoa; Arthropoda; Insecta; Diptera; Drosophilidae.
ACGUUUGUUAUAAUUUGACAAGAGGGAGGGCAAAUCAACGUGUCCACACGGUCAACAGAAAUCCGACGAUGUCGAAAUCUAGUCCGGACAACAACCAAAAUCCCAAAGACUUGGCGCUGGAUGCGCUUAAAAGUGUGGUGUCGGAAGCUUUUGUGGGCAAAUUCACAGCUGUUUUUCCAAAGCUUUUCAAGUGCCAAUGGAAGACGUACGAAGGUCAGAAGAAGGUUAGUUAGUACAUCAGUUGAUUACAUUCGAGUUUUUUGCAAAUUUCUCAGACACCGGGUGCAACAUGGCUGGCCGUAAAUUCUGCGUUGGUGGUAACUGGAAGAUGAAUGGUGACCAAAAGUCCAUUGCCGAGAUCGCCAAGACCCUCAGCGAUGCCACGCUGGAUCCCAACACAGAGGUCGUAAUCGGCGCCCCCGCCAUCUAUCUGAUGUACGCACGCAACCUGCUGCCCUGCAGCAUCGGUGUCGCCGGCCAGAAUGCCUACAAGGUGGCCAAGGGCGCCUUCACUGGUGAGAUUUCGCCCGCCAUGUUGAAGGACAUCGGUGCCGAUUGGGUCAUCUUGGGCCACUCUGAGCGUCGUGCCAUCUUCAAGGAGUCCGACGAACUCAUCGCGGAGAAGGCCGAGCAUGCUUUGGCCGAGGGCCUCAAGGUCAUUGCCUGCAUUGGCGAGACACUCGAGGAGCGCGAGGCUGGCAACACCAACGAUGUGGUUGCUCGCCAGAUGUGCGCCUAUGCCAAGAAGAUCCGCGACUGGACGAACGUUGUGGUUGCCUACGAGCCCGUGUGGGCCAUUGGCACCGGCAAGACCGCCACUCCCGAUCAGGCCCAAGAGGUGCACGCCUAUCUGCGCAAAUGGCUGGUUGAGAACGUCUCCCAGGCUGUCUCCGACUCUCUGCGCAUUCAGUAUGGUGGCUCUGUGACCGCUGCCAAUGCCAAGGAGCUGGCCAAGAAGCCCGACAUCGAUGGCUUCCUUGUUGGCGGUGCUUCUCUGAAGCCCGAGUUCGUUGACAUCAUCAACGCUCGCCAGUAAAAAUACAGCUAGAGAACUGCCCAAGAAACAAAUAAGCAAGAAAGAAGAACUUUGUUACCCGGAUCUGAAAUUUAUUGCAUUAAGCGCACAUACAUUACAAAUUUGUUGUCAUAUCGAUUAGCGAUACCACUCGAUAUUCUAAUACAAUAGUUAUCGAAUGUAAUUCAAAAUUCUA